Messenger RNA from Coffea arabica (coffee), 1272 nucleotides. RefSeq lists its product as uncharacterized. Lineage: Eukaryota; Viridiplantae; Streptophyta; Magnoliopsida; Gentianales; Rubiaceae. The record is from RefSeq and is a predicted model, not a curated record. Gene Ontology annotation, biological process: shoot system development; root development.
AUCUAUACUAUCAGAAAAGAAAAAAUGGCUGCGUUCAAUCCAAAAUCCAAGAACCAUUACAGAGUUCGUUCUGUCAGCUUGCCUACAAGAUCACAUCCUAGCACAAUCAGGAUUGAGCAAGCGGUGAACAAGCUAAAGACUUGGGAGACAUCCUCUUCUUCCUUCUCCAAGGCGGAUAAGAUUUGCCUGUCUUUGUCAGGCCUUAAAGAAUUGCAUGAAGGCAUAGAGGAACUUCUUGCGUUGCCACUGACUCAACAAGCCCUUUCACAGCAUCAGCAAGAUCACAUGGUCAAUGAGUUAGUUGAGGAAUCUGUGAGAUACGUAGAUGUUUGUAGCAACGCAAGAGAUACAGUCAUGCAAAUGAAAGAAGGCAUUAAAGGGCUCCAAUCAUCUCUUCGACGAAGCAAGCUGCGAGAAUUGAGAACUGAAACUGAUGUAGCAUCUUUUAUGUGCUCCAGAAAAAGCUUACAGAAGGAGAUCUCAAGGUCUCUUGCAAAGCUGAAGCAUGUAGAUAACAAAAUGGUCCCUCUGCAUCUGUCAAAUUCUGAAGACGAUCAGCUGUCAAUUGUGCUCAGAGCCCUGACUGAAGCGAGUCUCUUGAACAUCUCAACUUUCUCAUCUCUGCUGUUAUUUCUGUCAGUUCCAGUGAUGAAAUUAAAACCUACUCGAUGGACAUUGGUUUCAAAUUUUAUUUACAAAGGAGGAUUGGCAUGUGAAGGUGAAAGGAAUAAUUUGAAUGAGCUGGAAGAUGUAGAUAUUGCCCUUGGCAAUUUACUCAUUGAUGAUUCCUGCAAAGAUGAUGGAACCGAGAGGAUUGAAUCAGCUCAAAGAAAGUUGGAAGCCUUGGAAACUAUACUUGAGAGCCUUGAAAAUGGAUUAGAGCUUUUGUUUAGACAUUUGAUCCGCACAAGAGUAUCUCUUCUGAACAUACUCUCAGCAGGAACAUCUUAAGGUGCCAAAUUUAUCAUAUGGUAUCUCAAAUUCUCUAGUCUUAGGUGUUACAAAAGCCAUGACGCACAGAAUUGAUUGUUCGAGAAAAAAAUUGUAUAGCAACAGAAAGAAACUGAAUCUGAAGAAGAAAUUUCAGUUCAAUCUGCCUACCCUGUCCACCCUUUUUCUUUGUUUGGUCUUGUUCAAGAAACUGUAGAAAUGUAUGCUACGGAUGCCAAAAUAUAACGACCCCGAAAAAUAUAAUCUGUAAUGUAGUAUCAAUAGCCUACAAAAACCUCUUAUAUUAUCAGAAUAUAAGCGAGUAUAGGAGAUACACUUGAU